CAGACUGGUAAUCACAUGACCUACAGUAAUGGAACGCAUGGAUGCUGCUGUGCUGGAGUAAAACAGAUGGGGCUACAGGACUAGUGAUGGAAAGUCUUAGGCAUGAGACCUAUGUGAAGAAGGAGGAGGAAAGGGCGAAUCGAGCGGAGGACCUUGAAGACCCGGCCGUAGACAUAACAGAAGAGAUUCCAGCACAGACAGAUUCCCAACACUUUGCUCAACAGCUCAAAGUUCCCAGAGAGACAAGUUCUAGGUUCUAGGUCCCAGAUGGAGAAGAGAGUGGUCCUCAUCACGGGGUGCUCCUCAGGGAUCGGCCUGGGGUUAGCUGUACGCCUGGCCUCCGACUCUCAACAAAGGUUUAAAGUCUAUGCAACUAUGAGGGACCUUUCUAAGAAAGAAUAUCUGCUGGAGUGUGUGCGCGGCUGCCACGCUGAUACCUUCGAGAUUCUGCAGAUGGAUGUCACCGACCAGCAGUCAGUGUUGGCCACGACUAAGAAAAUAAAAGAAGAGCGCGUAGACAUUCUAGUAUGCAACGCUGGUAUUGGACUGAUGGGGCCCCUGGAAUGUCACUCCUACGAAACAAUGAAGAAGAUAUUUGACGUCAACCUCUUCGGUACGGUCGGCACCAUCCAAGCCUUUCUCCCCGGGAUGAAGCGAAGGAAAUCAGGACGGAUCAUUAUUUCCAGCAGUGUAGGGGGCCUACAAGGUGUCCCCUUUAAUGAUGUGUACUGUGCCAGUAAAUUUGCUGUGGAGGGCUUCUGUGAGAGCAUGGCCAUUGUUCUCCAGCAUUUUAAUAUACACGUGAGCCUAAUCGAGUGUGGACCUGUCAAUACCAAUUUUAUGAACAACCUGCACAUGAGUGACCCCAGUGACGGCCAGCUCCAAAGUGUGGACGGGGACACCCGCUCCCUGUACGCCCAAUAUCUCCAACACUGUCAGACAAUCUUCCAGGAUGUGGCGCAGGACACUGACGAGAUCCUGCAGGUGUUUUUGGAAGCAAUUGAAGCCCCAGCCCCGUCUCUACGAUACUUCACCACCCAGUUUUUCAUGCCCCUUAUUAAGCUGAAGUUACAAUGUGCGAGCGGGUCGGAGUAUGUCCGCGCCAUGCACAAGUUUGUCUUUUCUGGAUCGAAGCCGAAGGAGCAGCAUCACUGAAGCCUCUGCGGAGCCCACGCCAUGCGUACAACAUUGCGUAAACGUCAUUCUUCUUCAGAACACAAUCUUAUAUAUAAAAAUAUAAAAAAUUAUCUCUGUUGUCUGUAAUGUGCAAAAACGUUACCAUUAAAGCUAUAGGAAGUCGUGUACGUCUCAUUUCAGUGUACCGGCAGCCUUUCUGCUCGUGCCAUUGACAGAAUACAGGCGCCAUGAUCAGGGUUGUGUUCUGCCAGAUGGGGGGCACUGUGGUACCUAGAAACCAUAUUAUUCAGAAAAGCUUCCUAGGUUUGGUUCCAUAUACCACCGUGUAACCAUGGCGGCCACAUAUGGAGCAUAUACAAUGGGCGGACAAUAAAGGGGCAGUAUGGGCACAUAGCAAUGGCAUUAUAUUUGGAAAAGUGGCUUAUAGUUAGCAUU
Molecule: messenger RNA, 1572 nt
Organism: Hyla sarda
Lineage: Eukaryota; Metazoa; Chordata; Amphibia; Anura; Hylidae
Gene: HSD17B1
Product: hydroxysteroid 17-beta dehydrogenase 1
Exons: 7
Coding region: 268-1155 (295 amino acids)
Biological process (GO): estrogen biosynthetic process
Cellular component (GO): cytoplasm
Molecular function (GO): estradiol 17-beta-dehydrogenase [NAD(P)+] activity
Source: RefSeq, a predicted model, not a curated record